Marasmius oreades (fairy-ring Marasmius) is the source of this 837-nucleotide messenger RNA. RefSeq lists its product as uncharacterized. The transcript has 8 exons. NCBI's taxonomy places the organism in Eukaryota, Fungi, Basidiomycota, Agaricomycetes, Agaricales, Marasmiaceae. The record is from RefSeq and is a predicted model, not a curated record. Bases 1 to 837 code for a protein of 278 amino acids.
AUGAGAGUCCUGUCAGAGCUGAGGACGGUUGAGUAUAAAACAUGGUCGGUUGGCGUGCUUGGUGCUGCUCUUCCCGCUGUCAACGCUGAGGAGGAAGUCGAUGCUCGCUUCAGUCCUUGGGGCAAGCGUGAUGCUGAGGGUGUUGAUGCUCGAUUCAGCCCCUGGGGUAAGCGUGAUGCUACAGAGGUCGAUGCUCGAUUCAGUCCCUGGGGUAAGAGGGACUCCAAAGAUGUCGAUGCGCGAUUCAGCCCUUGGGGAAAACGAGGUGCCGAUGAGGUUGAUGCUCGUUUCAGCCCUUGGGGUAAAAGGGAGGCCUCCUCAGACGCCGUUGAUGCCCGCUUCAGCCCUUGGGGCAAGAGAGAUGCUGAAGAAGUAGACGCUCGUUUCAGCCCCUGGGGAAAGAGGGAAGCUGAAGCUUCUUCUGAAGAAGUCGAUGCUCGGUUCAGCCCUUGGGGAAAGAGAGAUGCUGAAGAAGCAGAUGCUCGUUUCAGCCCUUGGGGUAAAAGGGAGGCCUCCUCAGACGCCGUUGAUGCCCGCUUCAGCCCUUGGGGAAAGAGAGAUGCUGAAGAAGUAGACGCUCGUUUCAGCCCCUGGGGAAAGAGGGAAGCUGAAGCUUCCUCUGAAGAAGUCGAUGCUCGAUUCAGCCCAUGGGGCAAGCGUUCUGCCGAGGCUGAUUCCGAGAACGUGGACUCUCGCUUCAGUCCUUGGGGGAAACGCUCCGCUGAGGAAGUUGAUGCCCGAUUCAGCCCCUGGGGCAAGAGGACCGCCGAAGCUGAAGCUGAGGAGGUCGAUGCUCGCUUCAGCCCCUGGGGAAAGCGCGAAGUUCAAUUGGACUAA